This is a messenger RNA of Oldenlandia corymbosa var. corymbosa, 909 nucleotides long. Lineage: Eukaryota; Viridiplantae; Streptophyta; Magnoliopsida; Gentianales; Rubiaceae. The record is from the annotation of a GenBank genome assembly.
AUGCCGCCUCAGAAGAUUGAAACCGGUCAUCAAGAUAUUGUUCAUGAUGUCUGCAUGGACUACUAUGGAAAACGUCUAGCCACCGCUUCAUCGGACUCAACCAUAAAGAUUAUAGGUGUGAAUAAGAACAAUACUUCUCAGCAUCUUGCCACUUUGAGUGGACAUCAGGGUCCUGUUUGGCAGGUAGCUUGGGCACAUCCUAAGUUUGGCUCGUUUCUCGCUUCUUGUUCUUAUGAUGGUAAAGUUAUCAUCUGGAGAGAGGGCACGCAUAAUGAGUGGUCACAAGCCCAUGUUUUCAGUGACCAUACAUCAUCGGUGAAUUCUAUUGCCUGGGCUCCUCAUGACAUAAAUAAGCUUUGCUUGGCUUGCGGAUCCUCUGACGGAAAUAUAUAUGUCUACACAGCGACAAAUAGUGGUGGCUGGGACACCGCUAGAAUAGAUCAAGCUCAUCCAGUUGGUGUAACCUCAGUUUCAUGGGCUCCUUCAACUGCUCCUGGCGCUUUAGUUGGAACAAAUCUUGUGGAACCGGUUCUGAAGCUAGCAUCUGGUGGUUGUGAUAAUACCGUCAAGGUGUGGAAGCUCAAUGGUGGCAUUUGGAAGAUGGAUUGCUUCCCUGCUCUUCAGGGGCACAGUGAUUGGGUUAGGGAUGUUGCCUGGGCUCCUAAUUUGGGGCUGCCAAAGUCCACCAUUGCCAGUGCUUCUCAAGAUGGUAAAGUUGUUAUAUGGACAAAUGCAAAAGACGGUGAUCAAUGGGAAGGCAAGGUUUUGAAGGAUUUUAGGUGUCCAGUCUGGAGGGUUUCAUGGUCCCUGACCGGAAACUUGCUGGCCGUCGCAGUGGGAGAGAACAAUGUCACCUUGUGGAAAGAAGCAGUUGAUGGAGAAUGGCAAGAGGUGACCACAGUUGAUUAA